AUGAUAUUGAAUACUAUUGCUUUAACUCCACUAUUGGAGAGGUUCGAGGCGGAAUAUGGGACUUUGACUACGUUGGCAUUGUUUAUGGGCCCUCUGUCGACAAUUCCUGCAUUAAUAUAUACAUUCGUGGAAAGGGGGAUCCUCCACAUGAACACAGCAGUGAUGGGUGCUAGUAUUUGGGUAUUCACUCUACUUGCAAUGGAAGCGAUGAAGACAUAUAAAACAAAUCCCAAUUUCGUACUGGGCACAGUCCAAAUUCCAACGUGGACAACACCAAUCAUCCUUACGCUAUUCAUAUCCUUCUUGGUACCCCAUACUAGCUUCCUUGGUCACAUUUGCGGGCUUAUUUUUGGCUACGGAUGGGGCCUUGGCUACCUCAAAUUCUUAGCUCCACCAGAGAAGAUUCUUAGAUGGAUUGAGGGCAAAAUGAACCUUUUGGGCAGAUUACCACACUACGUUUCCGUUGACCAAAAAACCUACGGAAGAUACGGUUUACUACCUACCAGCAAUAAUCCUAUCAUCCCGUCGGACACAAACAUUGCGCUAGGAUUUCCUAGCGAGACAACACGAUUGGGACCUUAA
Molecule: messenger RNA, 582 nt
Organism: Sclerotinia borealis F-4128
Lineage: Eukaryota; Fungi; Ascomycota; Leotiomycetes; Helotiales; Sclerotiniaceae
Source: the annotation of a GenBank genome assembly